Messenger RNA from Bufo gargarizans (Asiatic toad), 4761 nucleotides. RefSeq names its product 1-acylglycerol-3-phosphate O-acyltransferase 1 (gene AGPAT1). Gene Ontology annotation, molecular function: 1-acylglycerol-3-phosphate O-acyltransferase activity. The coding region runs from base 2681 to 3559 and encodes 292 amino acids. Lineage: Eukaryota; Metazoa; Chordata; Amphibia; Anura; Bufonidae. The transcript has 9 exons. Gene Ontology annotation, biological process: phosphatidic acid biosynthetic process. The record is from RefSeq and is a predicted model, not a curated record. Gene Ontology annotation, cellular component: endoplasmic reticulum; membrane.
AGAACUGUACAGGAAGCCCACGUGUCGGCCCCUGACAGGAGCAGAGACCUUCCGUGGCAGCGGUUGGACGUGUGAUUAGUAAAAAUGACCUUUGAUUGAAGGAUCAAUUACACAACCCUUGUCAGGUUCUGUCACUGGAGUAAUCCGCCAUCGGCUGCACUACCUACUGGGAGCGUGUUAACUUAUGCAAUGGACGACUGGAGCGGAUCAGAGCCAGGGGAAUAAGGGUUAACAUGAUCCUGAACUCCGAAGCGGGAACUGCAACAAAAUCAGGACUUCAGGGAGUAUAACACCUAACGUGUGCCGAUGAAGGAUUAAUGCAUUGGGGCUGAGCAGAUCCAAGGGUCACAACUGUGAGGCCGAGCAGCUCUGUGGUGCAGGAGGGGUUAAUGCUGUGAGGAUGAGCGGCUUGGUGCAGGAGGGGUUAACGCUGUGAGGCUAAGCGGCUCUUUGUCUGGUGCAGGAGGGGUUAAUGAAGUGAGGCUGAGCAACUCUGGGGUGCGGUUGGGGUGAAUGUUGUGAGGGUGAUUGGCUCUGUGGUGCAGGAGGGGUUAAUAGUGUGAGGCUGAGCGGCUCUUUUGUGUAGAAGGGGUUAAUGCUGUGAGGCUGAGCGGCUUUUUGUCUGUGCAGGAGGGGUUAAUGCUGUGAUGCUGAGGAGCUCUGUGGUACAGGAGGGGUUAAAGCUGUGAGGCUGGUGAGCUCAGUGGUGCAGGAAGGGUUAAUGCUGUGAGGCUGAGGAGCUCAGUGGUGCAGGAAGGGUUAAUGCUGUGAGGCUGGUGAGCUCGGUGGUGCAGGAAGGGUUAAUGCUGUGAGGCUGAGCAGCUCUGUGGUACAGGAGGGGUUAAUGCUGUGAGGAUGAGCGGCUUGGUGCAGGAGGGGUUAACGCUGUGAGGCUGAGCGGCUCUUUGUCUGGUGCAGGAGGGGUUAAUGAAGUGAGGCUGAGCAACUCUGGGGUGCGGUAGGGGUUAAUGUUGUGAGGCUUAUUGGCUCUGUGGUGCAGGAGGGGUUAAUAAAGUGAGGCUGAGCAACUCUGGGGUGCGGUUGCGGUUGGGGUGAAUGUUGUGAGGGUGAUUGGCUCUGUGGUGCAGGAGGGGUUAAUAGUGUGAGGCUGAGCGGCUCUUUUGUGUAGAAGGGGUUAAUGCUGUGAGGCUGAGCGGCUUUUUGUCUGUGCAGGAGGGGUUAAUGCUGUGAUGCUGAGGAGCUCUGUGGUACAGGAGGGGUUAAAGCUGUGAGGCUGGUGAGCUCAGUGGUGUAGGAAGGGUUAAUGCUGUGAGGCUGAGGAGCUCAGUGGUGCAGGAAGGGUUAAUGCUGUGAGGCUGGUGGGCUCAGUGGAGCAGGAAUGGUUAAUGCUGUGAGGCUGGUGAGCUCAGUGGUGAAGCAAGGGUUAAUGCUGUGAGGCUGGUGAGCUCAGUGGUGCAGGAAGGGUUAAUGCUGUGAGUCCAGGGAGCUCUCUGGUGCAGAAGGAGUUAAUGCUGUGAGGCUGAGGAGCUCAGUGGUGCAGGAAGGGUUAAUGCUGUGAGGCUGGUGAGCUCAGUGGUGCAGGAAGGGUUACUGCUGUGAGGAUGGUGAGCUCAGUGGUGCAGGAAGGGUUAAUGCUGUGAGGCUGGUGAGCUCAGUGGUGCAGGAAGGGUUACUGCUGUGAGGAUGGUGAGCUCAGUGGUGCAGGAAGGGUUAAUGCUGUGAGGCUGGUGAGCUCAGUGGUGCAGGAAGGGUUAAUGCUGUGAGCUCAGUGGUGCAGGAAGGGUUAAUGCUGUGAGGCUGGUGAGCUCAGUGGUGCAGGAAGGGUUACUGCUGUGAGGAUGGUGAGCUCAGUGGUGCAGGAAGGGUUAAUGCUAUGAGGCUGGUGAGCUCAGUGGUGCAGGAAGGGUUAAUGCUAUGAGUCCAGGGAGCUCUCUGGUGCAGAAGGAGUUAAUGCUGUUAGGUGAGCUCAGUGGUACAGAUGGGAUUAAUGAUGUCGGGGAUGGUGAGCUCUAUGGUGCAGGAGGGGUUAAUUAAUGCUGUGAGGAUGGUGAGCUCUAUGGUGCAGGAGGGGUUAAUUAAUGCUGUGAGGAUGGUGAGCUCUGUGGUGCAGGAGGGGUUAAUGCUGUGAGGAUGGUGAGCUCUGUGGUGCAGGAGGGGUUAAUGCUGUGAGGAUGGUGAGCUCUGUGGUGCAGGAGGGGUUAAUGUUGUGACCACACAGCAGAAAGCAGGCAUGGAGGACCCACAAUGCUUUGCGGCCAUUGGGGGCUGAGGACUACACUGCCCACAAUGCCCGGCGCUGGCCCCGCCCUCUGUCUCAGUGGCUCUCCAUCUGCAGAGUGCAGUGGUGCUCGGGGCUCGGUCCUCCUCCCGCUGCCCUGCCCCCUCAUCCUCUGCCGUUACUCGGCUCUCGCGUCCUCCCGCGGCUCCGUCCUCGCCCCUCCCCCGCCCCCUCCCUCCGCUGCCCCUUCCCUCCUUUUCCCGCUGUCUUCCUCGUCUGUCAGCGCAUCCUGAGCAGCCCCCCUCCUGUAGAGAUACUCCGUGCGGCCAUUGACACAGCGCAUCCUGUCAGCCCUGUGACGUCACCCUCCCCGGCUGCAGCUGCUGGACCUGACAACCCCUCCCUCCAGAUUUCUACUCUCGGGGGUCUGUUGAAGAACAAGAGGAAGUCGGGAGCCCCCCAGGGACAACCCUGUACAGGUAUUCCGUCAAGCUCCGUGUGAUGUCAUCAAAUGUCGUCAAAGCUGCUUCUCCAUUGGCUAGCGCUGUGACAGGUGCGAUGGAGCUAUCUGUGGCGCAGUGGCUUCUUGUGGUCUGUCUGGUGGCCUUCCCGCUGCUCUACGAAUGGAGCAUCUCUUUCAAGUACUUCUGCAAGGUGGCGUUCUACAAUGGCUGGAUCCUGAUGCUAGCCAUCAUGGCUAUUCCCAUAUGUGCAGUGCGGGGGCGCAAUGUGGAGAACAUGAAAGUGCUUCGAUUCAUGCUCUUGCAUAUUAAAUAUCUCUACGGAAUUAAGAUCGAGGUCCGCGGCUGGGAAAACUUCAACAUCAAGGAGCCAUAUGUCAUCGUGUCAAAUCACCAGAGCUCAUUGGAUCUGCUGGGGAUGAUGGAGAUCCUGCCUGGUCGCUGUGUGCCCAUUGCCAAGCGUGAGCUGAUGUACGCCGGCACUGCCGGGCUGGCGUGCUGGCUGGCCGGAGUCAUCUUCAUCAACCGCAAAAAAACAGAUGACGCCAUCAGUGUGAUGAUGGAGGCAGCGGAGACCAUGCUGAAGGAGGAUGUACGUGUGUGGGUAUUUCCAGAGGGGACUCGAAAUCACUGCGGGUCACUGCUGCCCUUUAAACGAGGGGCCUUUCAUCUGGCCGUGCAAGCCCAGGUCCCAGUAAUUCCAGUCGUUAUGUCUUCCUAUAAGGAUUUCUACAGCAAGAAAGACAAAAAGUUCACUACAGGAAAGUGUACAGUGCAGAUUCUUCCAGGCGUGCCCACCAGGGGGCUGUGUGCUGACGACGUCCCCGACCUCGCGGACAAAGUCCGAGGGCUGAUGCUUGAGACAUUCACUCACAUUUCGAAUGAGCGCCCAGGAAAAGAGCCUGGGGGUGGACAUUGAUCCUCUUCCACCACCUUUACUGUCAUCCUUGGCCAGGCUACCACCUCCCCACCCCCAUUCAGGAGAAAACCGAAAGAGGUACAAUACUGAGAGAGAGAGGGAGGAGAGAGCAAGAUGGCCAUCCAAGGAUCCCAUUAUACGACCAUAGAUUAGUUCAGAUAGAGAUCCCUACCAACGUGAUAGAACGGCAGGAACCUGCGUCUUUCCUUGGUAGGCCAGACGCCGCUUUGUAGUCAAUAGUAUUUUUAAUAUAUUAUUUUUUCCGGUAUCAAUAACCGAAAGAAAACCGACAUUCCCUUCGAACCGAAAAGGAUGCAGAAAGUUAACUGCAGUACAAAGAUGAAGACGUUACGUCGGCAGAAUGACUUCGAGAUACCGAAGAAGUGGAAUGUGAGCCUGGCCUCUUGUACAGGAUAGGAGGGUAAAGGUCCGUGCAGAUGGGUGCUCCAUAGUCGGAAAGUGGCGGCUGUGUAUGCAGAAACCCAGAUACAGGGGGUGGUGUAGGACAUUAAGGGAGAGGAUCGGACAACAUUCCAUUACAGGGAGGGAGAUGGGUCGUCAGUACAUAGAGGCUAGUGAUAUUUAUGCGGGGGUGCCUUAACUGUAUUUAUAUUUAUUUGAGGCCGGUACUGCGCUCUCCGCCUCUCCUUCUCGACUGUCCGCAGUCUUCCUUCUCUCUCUCCUCGCCUCUCUCUGUUCAGAAACAGUUAGCCAGGAAUGGGGUAGGCCAGUCAUAUAGGGUAGAGGAUGCCCGCCAUCGCCCUAUUCGGCUGCCCUCUUCAGCCUUCCAUCAUUUUAAAUCAUUACGGACUUGGAAUGGAGGCAGGAACCAUGAGACUGAUCUGCCCAAGCUGUGGCCUCUUCUCCCCCCCUCCCCUCCAGUAAGCCUUCCCGUGCUGCCAUCCAUCCGCAAAACCACCGACCCGCAACUUUCAGCCUCUCCCCGGAUCCCUGUCUUGUGGCCUGAGAACUGUUUUGUUACACUCCGCGGCCUGAUCCCUCCUCUGUCCUCAUAUCUGCCUCCCCUUUCCACGCGCUUCUCAUGUGCUAGUGCGAGGCGUGGAAGAGUUUACAUGUGCCAACGUGUUCAUAGCUUACCGUUAGAGGGAAGAGGAUGCCUUGUGGGUAUGACGUGGGCGGGAGGGGCAUAUUAAUCGCCUGUCCUGUAUAUGUGAAAUAGCAUUGCACAACUUUUUCUGGUU